CAUGUAUCACUUUGGGCUUUCCAUCCUAAAUAAACUCACCUCUCUCAUCCCCACAUGAAACUAUUUUAGACAUGUUCACAUUUCUGAAUAGAACACAUUGCAUUUAAUAUUAUUCAGACCGGUGAGCUGCGUGAAGAUAUAAGAUCUGAGAACCGAAAUAUUUAACAGCACAUGAGAGCAUAAAUAAUUGCAACCAGCUGAUAAUCCUUUAUGAUCAUGUAGGUGUAGUAAUAAGUAAUGUCCAUAUAUGUAUAUUUUGCAGUUAGCAAUUGAAAACACAACAGUGCAUUCGUUUAUGUUUGUUCGAGAGUUUGAUGACAUGAACGUUAUUAGGUCUUGUAUAUUAUUGAAAGGAAGUAAAUGUAUUCAUAACCAAACUAAAGGCGAAACUCUACUAAUUUGAGACAUUCAUGUAAUGUUCAAGUCCAUAGAAUACACUCGCAUAUUUUCCCAAGAUCGUAAGAGCAAUAUUUAACUACGCGGAGAUCGUUUAUAAAAGACUUUUCAAAAGUCAAAAUAAAUAAUUAACCACAGACGAAUGUUUUGAAAUAUUAUACUAAGCGAUAGUUUCUUCCUUAUUCAAUACUCUGCUUUGAAUUACUUUCUAUUAAAUAUUCUCUAUUCUACCCUGACAAGAACAAUAGCUAAAUGAACUGUUUAUUUUACGCCUAUUAUGAAGCAUUGUUAUUCAAGUACCAGUAAGGGAGGCUAUUGGGCACUUGCACAAGGAGGAAGUACUAUACCACACACAGAGAUAUAAUAUGUAUUGCUUGUGUCGGUACUCGAUCAUUGCAACAUGGCAUGUCUGCCAGUGAUGUACGCCUUGUGCUGGCUGGUCAUGGCUUCAAGUGUAUCAGAAGCCAAAGAGGAAGAAACAAACACCUUCACGCUUAAUCCAAGCCGGAGGAUCUAUUCGAAUGUUUAUCCACAAACUGGUACUACAAAACAUGUCCAAGAGGGUACAAAUGUUACGCUUGUUUGCCAAAAUGCCCCUGAGAAUGAGAAGAAUGUCAAUGUUCUAUGGUACAGAACGAAAGGAACACACGAAGCAUACAGUAUGUUUGUCCGCUGUCACAUAACUUCGGGCACCGUAAAGACACUUGAUGGAAAAGCAUCUUGUUUCAACAAAUCAUAUGGAUUGAUGAUACACAAUAUUGAUAAACAGAAUGAAGAGAGAUGGUAUUGUCUAGUAGAUAACACGUUCCAAAGUCAAUAUGUUGAAAUCAAAGUCGACAGGCAUGACGAAUCUACUUCACAAAGAAUCAGUUCACCCACGGCAACUACGGUGAAAGAUGUCACAUUAACAUCAAAGUCAACAAAAGGCACGACAGAAUAUACAACAGAAGGUACAGAUAAGGAAUCGGCAUCCAUAAACACACUGGUUCCUCUGAUUGGCGGAGCUGCAGGCGGUGCGUUCGUCUUAUUGGCUCUCGUGAUCACUGGCUGCGUUCUUUACAGAUCCCAGAGGGAGGUGAACAAGCCUAAUGAUGAACCGGCAUCAACAACAGAUUCCAACAGGUAACAUAAUGUAAUACAUAUAUGUCUCGUGUCAAGGGAAAUAGAUAAAAUAGCUUCAAUGGAAUGUUCUUAUGCUACUUAAAAGGAAGUGACAUUUUCUCUCACUGAUCCGUAUACACAUUUCGUGAACCAUUGCUACAUACAUCUUGAUAUCCCGAAGCAACGUAUGUCCCUUUACUCUUGUUUAUUGUUUAUUCAGCAAGGUUAAAUAGGCAAUAUAGGUAAACAUUAGACAUUUGUAAAGAUCAUGAGGGCAGUUGUAUGUACAAACAAAAAUAUUAUUUUUGAAUAUAACUGAGCAAAUGUGGUUAGAUAAGUAGUUGGUUAGCUUAGAUUAUAUUUAUCACUGUCACUGUACAUAUACAAACAACCUGAACACGCCACAAGUGCUACUCUGACAAUCGAAUGCAGAAACAUGUAUCCUGAACUUUAAGGUGGGCAGUAUAUUAUUCCAUACUGCAUUGUUU
Molecule: messenger RNA, 1985 nt
Organism: Haliotis rufescens (red abalone)
Lineage: Eukaryota; Metazoa; Mollusca; Gastropoda; Lepetellida; Haliotidae
Exons: 4
Coding region: 797-1522 (241 amino acids)
Source: RefSeq, a predicted model, not a curated record